Molecule: messenger RNA, 438 nt
Organism: Seminavis robusta
Lineage: Eukaryota; Bacillariophyta; Bacillariophyceae; Naviculales; Naviculaceae
Source: the annotation of a GenBank genome assembly
AUGGAAUCCCUUGCCUUUCUCGCCGUGUGCAUGGGGCAAGGUAGCCAGGCAGACGAAGAGAUACCGUCAUCGUCCAUUACGGCUUCGCAAGUGUCUUUUUCUCUGCAAGACAUUGUGGCUAUUCCUCAAGAUCCUCACUCGAUAUUUGCCGAGCAUCAUGACGAGGAUAUACAAUGGGUAACCACGAGACCCGAGUUUCUGAAUGGUACCAUGGUGGUUCCACUGUUAUUAUUGGCAUUUCUGGUGGUCAGUGCCGUUCUGCUCACAAUAUUGUUUGCAGACGACGAUGAGGAGAAUGGAAUGAAAGAUUCGCUGCUACCCAAGCAUCACACCAGUAGUAGUAGUGGAUCAUCAAGGCGUCAGGACGUGUCCAUCCGUAUACCCAUACCAAGACGGAGAUUUGUCGUCCUGGAGACCAUACAAGAGUAUGAACCGUGA